Messenger RNA from Malassezia sympodialis ATCC 42132, 1359 nucleotides. RefSeq lists its product as uncharacterized. The transcript has 4 exons. Gene Ontology annotation, biological process: endoplasmic reticulum to Golgi vesicle-mediated transport; Golgi organization. Gene Ontology annotation, cellular component: Golgi apparatus. The record is from RefSeq and is a predicted model, not a curated record. Bases 1 to 1359 code for a protein of 452 amino acids. Gene Ontology annotation, molecular function: small GTPase binding. Lineage: Eukaryota; Fungi; Basidiomycota; Malasseziomycetes; Malasseziales; Malasseziaceae.
AUGGACAACAGCUCAGAAUCUGGGGAAGGCGAUCAGCGGGAACGCGUCCUUGAUACAGGAACUAGCGUGAAUACAGCAGAACGCUCAGCUCAGGCCCAGGAUGAUGCAGGGACCAUGGGAGUACAAGCGCUCCUGGAAGAGCUCCAUUUGCAAGACGAGAAGGCGCUCCGAGAAGAGUUCAUGCGACUGCAAGAUGAGCGCGAUUCUUUGGAAGAUCAGUAUCAGACCUUGCUAUCCAAAGUGUCACAGAUGCGGACAACACUAGGGGAGCGACUUCGGCAGGAUGCGCAGAUUGAAAGGCUCACAGAGCAAGUGGGUGAGCAGGAGGCGACAACGUCCGCGCUCCAGCAGGAGUUGGGCAUCGCACAUGAGGAGUCUGCGAAGCUCGCAUCAGAGAUGGGCCAACUGCGUCGAGAACUAGAGCAGCAGGAGACGGAGGACCAUACUGCUGAACUAGAACGUCUAAACGAACGCUGCAAGUCUCUGCAGGAGAUGAUAGACGCCCACCAAGUGGAAACGCAGCGCUGGGAGAGUGCCCUCAUUGAGGAGCGGACUCUGAGGCAGGAACUGGAGACGCGGCAACGACAGCUCUUGCAGGAAAGAGAUGAGGCAGAAGAGACCAGGCGUCAGGCACAGGCUGUGGCCGAUCAGGAAAAGCAGGUGGCGCGACAGCUUCAGCAGGCGCUGGAAGAGUUGCAGUAUGGUCAAGAGAGUGAUCAUCAGCGCAUGGUCGAUGAGAUGCAGCAGAAAGCGGAAGCAGCGGAAUCUGAGCUAGAGAACUACAAGCUGCGAAUCGAACAGAUGGAGUCCCAUAUGGACGAAGCGAAUCAGGCUAUGGGGCGGUGCGGGAGCUUGGAGCAGGAGGUCAAGGAGAAAACCCUGCUCAUUGGUAAGCUACAGCAUGAGGCUGUCAUUUUAAAUGAACAUUUGACGGGGGCCCUGGGCCGUCUCCGGCGCGACUCGGCGGACGAGCAGAUUGACCGUGCGCCGCGUGCCGACACUCGACGCUAUGAGAUUCUGCGGCUGAUGGCCUCUAUUUUGCAGUGGAACGACGCGGAGCGCGAGAAGGCGGGCCUUCAGCGCCACAGUGACCGCUCCUCGGGCUAUAAUAUCUUGGGAUUGGGGGGACUCUUGUCAUUCCACCCACGCCAGCCAUCCCAGUCGGAGGAGAAGUCGCCUGGGGAUGAGGUCGAGAGGGCCAAGGCGAGCACCGGUGCCACCAACGAGGCAAGCUCUGCGGAGGCACAGUCGUCCGGCGAGGCCUCAGCGGACCAGACUACGUUCGAUCUCCACAGCCUAUCGGAUCUCGACCGCUCAUUGCAUUACACGUCUAAAUCGACAAGUCAUAGUGGAGCAUAG